AAAAGGAAGCAAACGGAAACCUAGCUUUUUACAGUUAAUACGCGAGAGUAAAGCCACAUGCGCAUGCCUGUACACGUGCUAAGCAAGCAGCCGGUUAUCUAGCCGCAUACGUGCUAGCGCCUCCUAGCUUUUUAUCACCGAUGCCUCACUUCGCAUUUCCUCAUGCGAAAACCUCCAGAAAGCUCAAAACACAGCGCAGCAAUAAACGCCCCAUUUCAAACCCCCACGCUCUCUACCUCACCGCUCACCGCCCCCCGCAUCUUUAUAGCUUAGAAAUAAACAAGAAAAGCUUUUGCAACGUAAUCAACAAUUUUUACGGUCCGAUCGUCGCCGGAAAAAACUGAAUCUCCAUAAUUCUGAUGCUUUCCGUUUCCAGUCCGCCCACGCAGGAACCCUACAUCAGAAAACCCAGAAGCCCGCCAGACGGCGUCCAUCCUUGCAAGAAUUCAUUCAACUCGCUUUACUCUCUCCUUUCGCAUUCCUACUUUAAUCAAUCACGCGCAUGGCUUCUCCUCUCGGUUCUCCUUUUCCAGAUCAUCCUCUUCCUUAGCCUCCGUUCUGUUCCCCUCUCUUUUUCCCACCGCCACCAUCACUUCCCCUCUCCCUCCACAGCCCCCCACCACGUUAACAUCCCUACCCCCACCAUUAUCAGUUCCACUGAAGUCACUACUGCUGCUGAUGAUAUUGAUGAAUGUGGAUUAGGAAGAGUCUUCGUAUAUGAUCUACCCAGUGCGUUCAACACUGAAUUAAUUCGAAGUUGCGAUGGUUUAAAUCCAUGGAGUUCUAGGUGUGAUGCGUUGGAGAAUGACGGUUUUGGCCAGAGGGCUACCGGACUUUCUGGGAUUGUGCCGGAAAGUCUGGCACCGGCCUGGUACUGGACCGACCAAUUUGUUUUGGAGAUUAUAUUUCAUAAUCGGAUUUUGAAGCACAAGUGUAGGACUACAGAGCCAAAGAAUGCAACUGCGUUUUAUAUACCGUUUUAUGCAGGACUUGCGGUGGGAAAGUUUUUGUGGUUUAACUACACUGCCAAAGACCGUGAUCGGCACUGUGAUAAGAUGCUGAAGUGGGUUCAAGAUCAACCGUACUACAAUAAAUCAAACGGCUGGGAUCACUUCCUCGCGAUGGGGCGUAUCUCAUGGGAUUUUCGACGGUCAAAAGAGGAGGAUUGGGGUUCCAGCUGCAUUUACAUGCCAGGUAUGAGAAAUAUUACUCGCCUCUUGAUUGAGCGAAAUCCGUGGGAUUAUUUCGACGUCGGUGUGCCUUACCCAACUGGAUUCCACCCGAGAUCAGACGCCGAUAUCCUGCAGUGGCAGGAGUUUGUCCGUACGCGUAAUCGUACGAAUCUCUUCUGCUUCGCCGGAGCCAAACGCCGCUCUAUCAAAAACGAUUUCAGAGGUCAAUUGCUAAGCCACUGUCACAACGAGUCGGACUCAUGCCGAGUCGUGGACUGUGGCGGAGCUAAGUGCUCUAACGGCACAUCGGCAAUUCUGGAAACGUUUUUGGAUUCCGAUUUCUGUUUGCAGCCGAGAGGCGAUAGUUUCACUCGCAGGUCCAUUUUUGAUUGCAUGUUAGCCGGUUCGAUUCCGGUUUUGUUCUGGAGACGAACCGCUUAUUACCAGUAUGAGUGGUUUUUACCUGGUGAACCGGAGAGUUACUCUGUUUUUAUACACCGAAACGAUGUAAAAAAUGGCACCUCCGUGCGCAAAGUGUUAGAGAGUUACAGUAAAGAAGAGGUAAGGAAAAUGAGAGAAAAAGUAAUCGAUCAUAUACCCAAAUUCGUAUACGCAAGAUCCCACAAUGGGUUAGAGAGUAUAAAAGACGCAUUUGAUGUCGCCAUAGAUGGAGUAUUAAGGAGGUUCAAGGAGCAAGAGGAGGAUGGUUACAAAUGGUAAUAACAGUGAUAAUUAUGAGGGUAUAUCAGGGAAUCUAAAUUCCCAAGUUGUAGAAUAGAUUAUUUUUAUUUCUUCUUUCAAUUUUUGAUAAAAUUUCCUCAGAGUGAGGCAGAUACUCAUACUGUUAUACCCGUAUUGAUUUGGUUGUGAAGAGAAAAGAUUCCAGAGUUGCAGGUAUUGUGUGGUUGGUGGUGGAGGUAAAUUUAAUAAGAGACCGCAAGCAGGACCACUGAACCACCAACUCGAUGGUCCUCUUAUCUUUGUUAAUUGGUAUACACAUAUUACUUGGAUGAACGGCCAUGAUCAGCUACCAGAAUAUUAAACAUAAAUGAUAAGGUUGAAGGUAGUAAUAAUGUACAAAAAUAAGUUCAAUUUUUUGCAAAUUUACAUUUACAUGGGAUUCAAAUGUAUCUAUUUAUAUUCAGUUUUGUUAAUUAGAUUCGCUUUUGUUGCUCAUCACUGUUUUAGUGUGAUAGCUGUAACACACAUUAUAUGUACGCAUCCAUAGCGUUGCUUUUCAUUUUUAUGAUAUUAUGUUGAAGAACAAUUAUUAUUAUUAUUACUA
Molecule: messenger RNA, 2457 nt
Organism: Jatropha curcas
Lineage: Eukaryota; Viridiplantae; Streptophyta; Magnoliopsida; Malpighiales; Euphorbiaceae
Product: xyloglucan galactosyltransferase XLT2
Biological process (GO): xyloglucan biosynthetic process
Molecular function (GO): galactosyltransferase activity
Source: RefSeq, a predicted model, not a curated record